Dinoponera quadriceps is the source of this 3707-nucleotide messenger RNA. RefSeq lists its product as uncharacterized. The record is from RefSeq and is a predicted model, not a curated record. Lineage: Eukaryota; Metazoa; Arthropoda; Insecta; Hymenoptera; Formicidae. Gene Ontology annotation, molecular function: protein kinase inhibitor activity. Gene Ontology annotation, biological process: negative regulation of protein tyrosine kinase activity; intracellular signal transduction. Gene Ontology annotation, cellular component: cytoplasm. The coding region runs from base 103 to 2118 and encodes 671 amino acids. The transcript has 11 exons.
AUAGAUGCCUUGACGUCCAACAUGGCCACCUGAUAUGUAGCAGACGAUACACACAGGUGGCAUGAAGAGCUGUAAAUAAAAAUCCUCCCUUUAGAUUUAAUUAUGAGUGGACGUGUGCAGAAAGAGAGUGCCGAUGAUUACGACCGCGUCGACGAUGCAGUGGACCCGCGAGUGCAGAUUGAACUUGAGAGAUUGAAUACAGCUACUGAUGACAUCAACAAACUAGAGGUUGAUUUAGAUGAGGCAAGGGCAACCUUCAGGGAAUUACUGUGCGAAUCAACAAUCAAGAUUGACACUUUAGCUAAGAAACUUGGAGCUUGCAUCGAAAAGUCCAGACCAUAUUACGAUGCUAGGUUUAAGGCGAAAGAAGCACUACAAGAAACGCAGAAGGCUGCGAUCAGAUUCGAGAGAGCCAACAGUCAACAUGCGGCGGCCAAAGAAAUGGUGUACCUAGCGGAGGAAGGAUUACGAACCGAAGGGAGAUGUUUCGAUCAUGCUUGGCAGGAAAUGUUGAAUCAUGCUACAUCACGAGUCAACGAGUCGGAGCAUGAGAGAGCUCUCUCCGAGGCAGAGCACAGGCAUACGACCGCAUUGUAUCACAAAGCGGAGCACGAAGUUCAGAGAUUACAACGCGAAUUGAAACGCACUAUUGCCAAAUCUAGUAUGGGUGCACGUCGCAGCUUGCUUCUGAUAAACAGUAUCGCCUACAGGCACAACUUGCUCAUGUUGCCUUACUAUGAAAUGAAAGCACAUUUCAAUCAAAUGCUGGAGGAGCAGAAGAUGAAAGUCAGUGCGUUGGAGAGAUCAGUCGGCGAGGCGAAAAUGACGUACGCGGAAGCACUGCGAAACCUUGAAAAGAUCAGCGACGAGAUUCACAGGACGAGAAGAUACGACGGCACGGAUGACUAUGACAAGAACGCACGAGAUGCGGGCGAUCACUCCACCGCACCGACCAAUACGGCGACCCCGACGGAUUCUAGCGUGACUGGAUCCCCAGACAGUACGGAUUACACCAGCGACGAGUACUUACGCCUUCCUGACAAAAUAAGUCCGAGUGUGCCGUGUCCUAUGCCUACGAAAAUUGACAGAGACUCAUCGUCGGAAUACCUGGGCCUAAACAACCUGAAUCUCUCAUCCACCGAGCCACGUAAAUACAUAAAACGUGACCGUCCACGGAGUAUCGCGGCGACCGACUCGAAACAUAUCGUACCUUUAAAUCACACGAGCUCUUCUGCACCAGGCCUGGCCGAUCUGUCGGGAAUCAUUUCUCCCAUAGAGAAGAGAGUGAAAAUCCAGUCGCCGGUGAACGAUAGAAAGAGCAACACCGCGGCUCAAAAUGGGGAGGAGUGGACGGAGAUCAGUCUGAAUAACUCACCGGAUGAGGUUUACUACAACAAUGACGUGUAUUCUGACGAGGACGAUCAGAUUCCGUACAAGCCGCUACCGAUGGACCUGAGCCCAGAGACUGCUCAACCGAUCAACGCGACCGUCGAGCCAUUGAAAGAGCAGCCCAAUCGAAAAAGACUAGUCACUCAAAAAUCCUUACCCACGAUAUCGAAAGUAAACGAAGUCACUUUGAGCGAAGAGAAGAAGGCUGAGGUUACGAGAAGUCCAUCGGUGAAGAACAGAGGCAAGCUCGACGGUAGCUUAGCCAGUUGGAUAACUAGGAGUUCAGCUGGCGGUGAGGCCAGUGGUGGUAGUUCCACGAAUUCAAGUAGAAGACAAUCUCUCGACAUGUUGUGGGGCGGUGGUACGGGAGAACGCGUCAAGGAAUUACUCAAUCACGGUAUGAUGAUGCUAAACAUAUCCAGCUUGACGGAACGACGUUCCAGUGAACCAAAGGCAGCGGAGAGAGAAAAGGAGAAGUCUGAAAAGUCCGAGAAGUCGGAAAGUAAAGGAAAGAAAGUCCCUAGUCCGUUGGAGAAAACGAUGAGCUAUCUCAAUGCCGACGAGGAGACGUCGGACAGCGAAAGCUUAGCUAGCGUGGAAAUGCUAACGGAAGAUCAAAUCUCCUCGCUCAUGAUGGAGCCGGACAUGAACCAAGUAUGCCAAGAGAUCCUGGGUACUCCUUUAGUCGAGGUGUGUCCAUUGUUGCAACAGCUGCAGCAACAGCAAUAGCCUUAUCGAGAUAGAACUUGCGCGACCGAGCGGCGAGGAUUCAACAAUAGAAAGUGUUCAAGAUCGUUAUAAAAUUAUAACGUAAAAUUAAGGCACAUCCUUUCCGUUUGAGGUAUCGAGCACAUAGCAAUUUGUUUUCGUACGACGCUACCAUACGUUUCUAUUCGUCGUUCUUAUGACUUUGUAGAUUUUUUUAUCGUGCGAUGUGUAGGAACGAAGAGCAAAAGACCGCGUUUUCGGGGGCAAUCGUUCGAUCGGUCCUGGAAUAUUAUUGUAUUCGGGCGUCUUAUUCGGUAUCAAGUUACUCUGUUUGUUAAUGAAACGAUUUACAUAUACAUUUGUGUAGAGAUACAAUCGGUUAGAGACUUUUAGUUGAUUUAGGAAUUUCGCGUUAAAAAAAGAAAAAAGAGAAAAAAAGAAGUGUCCCACGGGCUCCUUACGGACACUAUAAGAAGCCUAACGACGUUUUCGUGAAUACGCUUAUAUGAGAUUAUCUUAGAUUGACGCUUGGGGAAGGGAGGGGGGAGGGCACGCGUUUUCGAACCUAUUCUAUAAAAUCUUUCUAAUACUUAGCAUUUGGUAAACUAUCGAAACAUCAUUCGCUAAGAAAGCAAUAUGUAGUUAAUUCUAAGAGAGAUUAUGUAGUUUAACCUUAGAUAGUCGUACAUAAAUUUAUCCCGAGUUGCAUUGACUCUAUUUUUUGCUUGCCUUUAUACGCGACUGCUAUCACAUUGAAGUCUCUCGGAGAGCGUUUAAGAAACUAUUAUUACGGUAGACUAUCGUGCUACCACAGCGAGAUAUCAAACGAUCGAAAUAGACGAACCAUAACGGGGUUGCGUUCACCACCACGUUCCAAGACGAUCAGUUACGAUAAGGAUCACCUCUUGUCUAUUGAAUUAUCCGCGAGGCACGAGGUAUUCAGUAAGGGAAGGAAUUCUAUAGAGAGUUACGAGAUGCCAAUUAUGAGAUGUCGAUAGUCAGAUUCUCUCAAAAAAGUCGCGGAACGACGUGUACAUAAACGUAGCGAUAAAAAGGGAAAAAAAGGUGCGACUUUAAACCUACGCAGAUCUGCAUGCAAAAUGUACUGUUAACGUCGGAAGUGCUGAGGUAGAAUUUUAACUCGAGUGUAAUCAUUCACGUUAAUCACGCGCGUUAUGAAGGACGAAUGAUCGGAUAUUUUGACAGAAUAUUUUGGGUACAGAUCGUGGAUUUCGCAGCUUUGACACGGCAUGCUUCAUACACGAAGCUUUUACGAAGCUUAUAUGAGCGAUAACAUAUACAAUAGCGUUCCACAUACACACACACAUACACGCGCGCGCGCGCGCAUACACACAUACCUGCCAGGUUCAGUCAGAUAUUAUUCAAUAUUUUUUCGCUCCAACUGUGUGCGAUAGAGACAUCACGUGUCUAUCGACGAAGUACCUUAUAGUCGCCGAUCGCACGACAAGCGAGAAGUGCGAUUUGCGAACACAAAUUAUCUUGAACAGGCAGGUCUGGACAGUCCAAUAUGUUGUAUUCGCUCGUGAUAAUAAUAGAUCGGAGGAUUGCGUUCGUGCACACUCGAACAGAUUCCGCGAUAUUCGAGACAA